Molecule: messenger RNA, 2721 nt
Organism: Aspergillus nomiae NRRL 13137
Lineage: Eukaryota; Fungi; Ascomycota; Eurotiomycetes; Eurotiales; Aspergillaceae
Exons: 1
Coding region: 1-2721 (906 amino acids)
Molecular function (GO): protein binding
Source: RefSeq, a predicted model, not a curated record
AUGCCAGAACCAUUCGAAUAUAGCCCUUUGCCAGGACCAACAUUCACCCGCUUGGUAUCCUUGGUGGCUCAGGAUGAUGCCAGCCGUCUUCCUUCUCAGGGUGAGCCGCUGCUCCAGCUAUCGCUGUGCACGGUGGACCUGCAGGAUGCCCCGCAGUAUGAGGCUCUGUCAUACACCUGGGGCUCGCCAUUCCCUCAAAAGGACGUAAGAUCAAGAUCUUACGACGAAAAGAACGACAAACGGCAAGUACUAGUCAAUGGUCGCGUUCAUGAGAUUAGACGGAAUCUCUGGGAGUUCUUACAUCAACAGCAGCAGGCAAAUGCCGAUAUCAUGGAAGAGGCUGCCGAAAUGCUUGCCUCGGGAUUAGACACUUAUGGGCGGACUCCAUUAAUGCGCGCUGUCAUCGAUAGAAGAUUCGAUCUGACAGAGGCCUUGCUUGCGCUGGGCGCCGAGAUAGGCGCACAAGACAGGCAGGGAAAGACGGCACUCCAUUACGCUGUUCCAAGUAACUUGAAUAUUGAACUCGCAGAGCUACUGGUCUAUCAUGGCGCGGACAUCUCUGCGCGGACACGAGAAGGGAAAACGCCACUGGACCACGCAAUGGACGAGGUGGCUGCGCUGAUGAAGUCCGUCAGCAAAGACCUUGGCCGAAAGCCCUGGCCGAACGGCCUGCGACUGUCAGCACAGAGGCCUAUGUGGAUUGAUGCUAUUUCGAUCAAUCAGGAGGACCUAGCUGAGCGCAAUACCCAAGUCGCUCUGAUGUCGAAUAUAUACAGCAAUGCCAUUUCUGUUGUUGUAUGGCUCGGCGUGGAGGACGAGCGCAUCCAUCUUGGGCUGGAACCCCUUGAAAGGGAUCCCCAGCCCUGGUUAUCCUAUACUUCAAUGAGAGAUGUGGGGCUCACAGGCUUUGGACUAGGAGCGCUCGCGCGCUCAGACUGCGAUACUAAAGAUAUACUAGAUAUUCUGGCUAUUGAGAAGCUUAUGGAAAGGACGUGGUGGUCCCGAACCUGGGUUAUCCAGGAGCUGGCGCUGGCGAAGCGUACUCUGUUCGUUUGUGGCUCAAUCACAACUCAACACAUAAAGACUGCUUUCCUGCUACUCUUGCUGUGCUAUCUUCCUUCUCCAGGGGUACCCAGGCAAAAUAUGAUCUCCAUUACAGAUAUUAUGGCUAUCUUUGAGAGUGUACGGCUUUCAGGAGUGCACGGCAUCGAAGCACUUAUGCUUGCCAAUAUCUGUUGCAGAAGCUCUGCAUACGCAGGGGUGCGGGAACUCCUCUUGAAGAGCUUGUUAAAACAGAGAGAUAAGGCGCCUAGCAUUUCCUGGGGGCAAGGGCUAAGCCUGCAAAACCUCGUAAGGCUAAGCUGGUGGUCCCAGGCCAGCGACCCGAGAGACAAGGUCUUCGCGUUACUAGGAAUUGCCUGUCCAGAUCCACAGGGCCAGCGGAUUACCGUAGAUUACAAGAUGUCCACAGUGGACGUGUUUGUUCAGUUCGGUCACGUAUUCAUGCAGGGCUCAACAGACCGCAUCCUGGACUUAUACGCUGGCGACUACUAUGUUUUUGAGCCCCUGGAGGGGCUUUCCUAUGUUCAGGAUGCCCCAGACCCUCAUCCCAGAUUCCAGGACUACAAAUCGCAACUUCCAUCGUGGACCCCGAACUUCAGCGCACAUCCAGCAACAUGCCGCAUCUGGUCCCAGAGAUUCAGCGCAGCCUCAGAUAUAUCCAACAGCUCACCAAUUCUUCCCCACUCGGACCCCAGAGUCUUGUGUGUCACUGGGCAUAUGGUCGACGAUAUUGUAGCAACGGUGCCGAAGCUAGGCAAGGGUGAUGCACACGAACCUGAGAUACUGGCCUGGUUGGAAUUGAUACAGCCCUUGAAUCCGAACUACCUGGGAGGGGGCAGCUGUGUGGACGCUCUGUGGCAAACGUUAACCGUUGGUAAAGAAAGCGAGAAUAAAAAGGCCACCCGUAAGGACUUCCGAAGAUUUCUGGCAGGGAAACUCUAUCAGUCUCCGAUGAAUCCUCGAUUACAAAAGGUACUCACGCCACUGCGCAAGUCUCGCGCACGGGAAACUUUGCCAUCAUAUCAGGAGCUCCUCGUAGAAGAGCAGGAGCUUGAUAAACUAAAGAAGCGCCUCCUGGUAAUACUGGAGGGGCGACAGAAGACAGUAGAGGGGGACCAGGAAAAAGAGCAGAGGCUCAUGAAACUAGUGCAGGAGGUCCAGGAACAAGGGCGUAGUGUUCAGGAACAAAGGAAGUGGCUCCGUAAAAGAGUGCAGGAGAGCUUGGAACUAGUCCAGGGGCUCCAGGAACGAUGGCAGGGGCCAGUAGAGCUGGAGCUGGAACUAGCGCAGGAGCACCUGAAACUACUGGCGGAGGGGCUGCAAGUCAGGGCCGUUAACUUUCGUCCGCUAGGGAGUUUUAGCACUCUGUUGAAGUGGUAUUAUAGGUCCAGAUGCUUGUUCCGAACCAGGCAGGGCUAUAUUGGUCUCGGGCCUGCGGGUGUACAACCCGGAGAUGAAGUCUGGCUGUUUGCUACUGCACGGACACCUUUUGUUCUCCGUCAACCAUCGCAAGGGUCGCUGGGAAGGCAGACUAGAAGUUCGACUUCCUCAACACCGGAAGGUGAAUUCCGGACAUUCAUCGGAGAGACUUACGUUCAUGGAAUUAUGAAUGGGGAAGCGAUGCGUGAAGGUGACUUUCGCCCGGUGUUACUAGUAUAA